Molecule: messenger RNA, 1871 nt
Organism: Dama dama (fallow deer)
Lineage: Eukaryota; Metazoa; Chordata; Mammalia; Artiodactyla; Cervidae
Gene: ZNF471
Product: zinc finger protein 471
Biological process (GO): regulation of DNA-templated transcription
Source: RefSeq, a predicted model, not a curated record
CUUGCGCCUGACUGCUCGCCCACCUGGGGAGGUUCGGGGCCUGGGCACUGGUCUCCCGGGCGUCAGCUGCCGAAGUCCUUCGGCCUUACCCUCCCAGGACAGUGCUGUUUUCCAAGAGAGAAGCCAGGAAAACGUGAAAAUGACAGUUGAACUAGUGAAAGCCAUACCCCAGGACCUGCUGACAUUCAAGGAUGUGGCAGUGGACUUCUCCCAGGAGGAAUGGGAAUGGCUGAGCCCUGCUCAGAGAGGUUUAUACAGGAGUAUGAUGUUGGAGAACUAUCAGAGCCUGGUGUCACUGGGACUUUGUAUCUCUAAGCCAUAUGUCAUCUCCUUAUUGGAGCAAGGGAAGGAGCCCUGGAUGAUGAUGGAGAAUGAGAUGAGAAGCCCAUUCCCAGAUUGGGAAUCUAUACAUGAGACACAAGAACUACCUCUGAAGCAGUUUGUGUGUGAUGAUAUGUUAAUGGAGAGAACUGCAAGUUAUGAACUUGAGUGUCCUACUUUUGGAGAAAAUUGGAAAUGUGAAGAUCUUUUUGAGAGGCAGUUGUUAAGCCAAGAGACAUUUAUCAGGCAAGAAAGAAGCACUCCUAAAGAAACCCUCCCUGUGGAAACAGACCACAGAUAUAACAAACCUGAGAAAUUUGUUCCUCUACACAGUAUAGAAGAGAAUAUUUAUAAUAAUCACAAGUCAGAUAAAAAAAACUUUUCCAAAAAUUCCAUGGUAUUAAAACACAAGAAAGUCUUUGCAGGAAAGAAACCUUUUAAAUGUAACGAAUGUGAGAAAACCUUCACCCAGAGCUCAUCUCUUACUGUUCAUCAGAGAAUUCAUACUGGAGAGAAACCAUAUGAGUGUAAGGACUGUGGGAAGGCCUUCAACCAGAGUCAGCACCUUGUCCAGCACCACAGAAUACACACCGGAGAGAAACUCUUUGAAUGUAAGGAAUGUAGGAAAGCCUUCAGCCAAAAUGUACAUCUUAUUCAACAUCAAAGAAUUCACACUGGAGAAAAACCAUAUAAAUGUAAGGAGUGUAGAAAAGCCUUCAGCCAGCCUGCACACCUUGCUCAGCAUCAGCGGAUUCAUACCGGGGAGAAGCCUUAUAAAUGUAAGGACUGUGGCAAGGCCUUCAGUGACGGCUCGUCCUUUGCCCGACAUCAGAGGUGUCACACCGGCAAGAGACCAUAUGAAUGUAUUGAAUGUGGGAAAGCUUUCAGGCAGAACACGUCGCUUAUCCGUCACUGGAGAUAUUAUCACACUGGGGAGAAACCCUUUGACUGCAUCGACUGUGGGAAGGCCUUCAGCGAUCACAUAGGACUUAUUCAGCACAGGAGAAUUCAUACUGGAGAGAAACCCUACAAAUGUAAUGUGUGUGGGAAAACCUUCAGCUACGGCUCAUCCCUGACCGUCCAUCAGAGAAUUCACACAGGAGAGAAACCAUAUGAAUGUGACAUCUGUGGGAAAGCCUUUAGCCAUCAUGCCUCACUCACCCAGCACCAAAGAGUGCAUUCUGGAGAGAAGCCUUACCAAUGCAGGGAAUGUGGAAAAGCCUUCAGGCAGAGCAUACACCUUGCUAGCCAUCUGAGGAUCCAUACUGGAGAAAAACCCUAUGAAUGUAAGGAAUGUGGAAAAGCUUUUAGCAUCAGUUCACAGCUGGCUACUCAUCAGAGAAUUCAUACUGGAGAGAAACCUUAUGAAUGUAAGGAAUGCGGGAAAGCCUUCAACCAGAGGGCACACCUCGCGCAGCACCAUAAAAUUCAUACUGGAGAAACCUUAUGAUUGUACUGAAUGUGGUAAAGCCUUCAGCCAGGCUACCCGCCUUAUCCAACAUCAGAGAGUUCACACGGGAGAGAAACCCUACAAGUGUACUGAAUGUGGG